Molecule: messenger RNA, 3021 nt
Organism: Knipowitschia caucasica
Lineage: Eukaryota; Metazoa; Chordata; Actinopteri; Gobiiformes; Gobiidae
Source: the annotation of a GenBank genome assembly
AUGAGGAGCCCUGAGGAUGAGGAGGCUGAGGCUGAGGCUGAGGUGAGGAUGAAGAGGCUGAGAACAGUGACGUCACAUCACCUGCUCCUGAAUCCUCCGUAUCCUCCGUAUCCUCCUCCGUCUGCCCCCGCCAUGGGCAACUGUCUGACCGUGGGGCCCAACGAGGCGCUGGUAGUGUCCGGGUCGUGUUGUGAUGCCGAUCGGAGGGCUUAUGUGAUCGGGGGCUGGGCCUGGGCCUGGUGGUGCGUCUCAGACAGCCAAAGGCUCUCGUUGGAGAUUAUGACUCUGCAGCCGCGCUGUGAGAAGGUGGAGACGUCAGAGGGCGUGGCCAUCACUGUCACCGGGGUUGCCCAGGUGAAGGUGAUGACGGACAGCAGUCUUCUGGCUGUGGCCUGUGAACAGUUCUUGGGGAAAUCUGUGAUGGAAAUAAGAUCACUCCUUCUGCAGACACUGGAGGGACACCUGAGGUCUAUACUGGGCACUCUGACCGUGGAGCAGGUGUACCAGGACAGGCACAAGUUUGCUCAGCUGGUGCGGGAGGUGGCCUCUCCGGACGUGGGCAGGAUGGGCAUCGAGAUCAUGAGCUUCGUCAUCAAGGAUGUGUUUGACUCUCUGGAUUACCUGAGCUCUUUGGGAAAGACUCAAACAGCAGCUGUUCAGAGAGACGCAGACAUCGGAGUGGCAGAGGCCGAGAGAGACGCUGGCAUCCGGGAGGCCGAGUGUAAGAAGGAGAUGAUGGAUGUGAAGUUUCAGGCUGACACAAAGAUGGCGGAUUCCAGACGAGAGCUGGAGCUGCAGAAAGCCACGUUUAAUCAAGAAGUCAACACCAAGAUCAUUCAGAGAGGAACGGUCAGAGAGGAACGGUCAGAGAGGAACGGUCAGAGGUCAGAGGAACGGUCAGAGGUCAGAGGAACGGUCAGAGGAACGGUCAGAGGUCAGAGGUCAGAGGAACGGUCAGAGGAACGGUCAGAGAGGAACGGUCAGAGGAACGGUCAGAAAGGAAGGUCAGAGGAACGGUCAGAGAGGAAGGUCAGAGGUCAGAGGAACGGUCAGAGAGGAAGGUCAGAGGAACGGUCAGAGAGGAAGGUCAGAGGAACGGUCAGAGAGGAAGGUCAGAGGAACGGUCAGAGAGGAACGGUCAGAGGUCAGAGGAACGGUCAGAGGAACGGUCAGAGAGGAACCGUCAGAGAGGAACGGUCAGAGGUCAGAGAGGAACGGUCAGAGGAACGGUCAGAGAGGAACGGUCAGAGGAACGGUCAGAGGUCAGAGGAACGGUCAGAGAGGAACGGUCAGAGGAACGGUCAGAGGUCAGAGGAACGGUCAGAGAGGAACGGUCAGAGGAACGGUCAGAGGAACGGUCAGAGGUCAGAGGAACGGUCAGAGAGGAACAGUCAGAGGUCAGAGAGGAAGGUCAGAGGAACGGUCAGAGGAACGGUCAGAGAGGAACGGUCAGAGGUCAGAGGAACGGUCAGAGAGGAACGGUCAGAGGUCAGAGAGGAAGGUCAGAGGAACGGUCAGAGGAACGGUCAGAGAGGAACGGUCAGAGGAACGGUCAGAGAGGAACGGUCAGAGGUCAGAGGAACGGUCAAAGAGGAACGGUCAGAGGUCAGAGGAACGGUCAGAGGUCAGAGAGGAAGGUCAGAGGAACGGUCAGAGAGGAACGGUCAGAGAGGAACGGUCAGAGAGGAACGGUCAGAGGUCAGAGGAAGGUCAGAGAGGAACGGUCAGAGGUCAGAGAGGAAGGUCAGAGAGGAACGGUCAGAGAGGAACGGUCAGAGGUCAGAGAGGAAGGUCAGAGGAACGGUCAGAGGAACGGUCAGAGAGGAACGGUCAGAGAGGAACGGUCAGAGGAACGGUCAGAGAGGAACGGUCAGAGGUCAGAGGAACGGUCAGAGAGGAACGGUCAGAGGUCAGAGGUCAAGAGGAAGGUCAGAGGAACGGUCAGAGAGGAACGGUCAGAGAGGAACGGUCAGAGAGGAAGGUCAGAGGUCAGAGGAACGGUCAGAGGUCAGAGAGGAAGGUCAGAGGAACGGUCAGAGAGGAACGGUCAGAGAGGAACGGUCAGAGGUCAGAGGAAGGUCAGAGAGGAACGGUCAGAGGUCAGAGAGGAAGGUCAGAGGAAGGUCAGAGAGGAACGGUCAGAGAGGAACGGUCAGAGAGGAAGGUCAGAGGUCAGAGAGGAACGGUCAGAGGUCAGAGAGGAAGGUCAGAGGUCAGAGGAAGGUCAGAGAGGAACGGUCAGAGGUCAGAGAGGAAGGUCAGAGAGGAAGGUCAGAGAGGAACGGUCAGAGAGGAACGGUCAGAGGAACGGUCAGAGGUCAGAGGAACGGUCAGAGAGGAACGGUCAGAGGAACGGUCAGAGGAACGGUCAGAGAGGAACGGUCAGAGGUCAGAGGAACGGUCAGAGAGGAACGGUCAGAGAGGAACGGUCAGAGAGGAACGGUCAGAGAGGAAGGUCAGAGGUCAGAGGAAGGUCAGAGAGGAACGGUCAGAGGUCAGAGAGGAAGGUCAGAGAGGAAGGUCAGAGAGGAACGGUCAGAGAGGAACGGUCAGAGGAACGGUCAGAGGAACGGUCAGAGGUCAGAGAGGAAGGUCAGAGGAACGGUCAGAGGAACGGUCAGAGAGGAACGGUCAGAGGUCAGAGGAACGGUCAGAGAGGAACGGUCAGAGAGGAACGGUCAGAGAGGAACGGUCAGAGGUCAGAGGAAGGUCAGAGAGGAACGGUCAGAGAGGAACGGUCAGAGAGGAAGGUCAGAGGUCAGAGGAAGGUCAGAGAGGAACGGUCAGAGGUCAGAGAGGAAGAAAGCCGAGGCGCAGCUGGCCUACGAGCUGCAGGCCGCCAAAGAGCAGCAGAAGAUCCGUCUGGAGGAGAUCCAGAUCCAGGUGGUGCAGAGAACCAAACAGAUCACCAUCGAGGAGAAAGAGAUCGACCGCACGGACAAGGAGCUCAUCGCCACGGUCAAGAGGCCUGCGGAGGCCGAGGCCUACAAGAUACAGCAGCUAGCAGAGGGCAACAAGUGA